GUCGUCACUAUUCUGCCAUAUAAUAUUCAAUCUUGUGACUAAACCAUGGAGGGAAGAAUUAAACAAGCAAGCUGGGAGAGCGAUGUCACUGCGUUGAUUCAAGAUUGUGGGGAAAAGAGUGCAAAAAAGAGCUCUGAAUUCAAAGGGAAAGCCCCUCAACCUCAAGAGCAUGAAUCUGGAGACCUUCCAUCAAGAACCCUCACCAAAAGGGAAAAAAUAAAGAUGGGUUUGUGUUUCUCCUGUGGGGAGAAAUACAACACGAAACAUAGCUGUAACAGAGGGAAAUCCCAGAAAAUUGAAGAAGGUACCGCCUUUGGUGGAAUUCAGCGUGAUAUUCCAUAUAUUUCAGGGCAUGCUCUGUUGGGUUGGCGUGCUAAUCAUCCCAUGAGACUCAUAGGUUCUGUCGAGUCUACUCCCACCAAGAUUUUGGUAGAUUCAAGCAGCACACAUAAUUUCUUGAAUCUUGCAAAAGUUAGGAGGAGGAUUUGCUCUACUGUUUUGGAUAAUGCUUCGGAAGUGUCUACUGGAGAUGGCAGCAUGAAAAAGGGCGCAAUCUGCAAAAGGUUUAAAUGGAGAAUAGAUAAUAUUGAGUUUGAAUCUGAUAUGAUAGGGAUGAAAACGCUGGAGGUCUCUGACGUGGUUCUCGGAAAUCAAUGGUUAGCUACUUUAGGCACUGUUGUUUGGGAUUUCAAACAGUCCAGGCUUGGAUUCACUUACCAAGGAAAGAAAACGGUUUUGAAGUCCUAUGCUGAGCAUGAAUGGCAAAAGGUUGGGAAAUCUCAGGAAAUUGAGAGUGAUACACCAUGUAUUUCUGCACAUUCUCUGUAUGGAUGGCCUGCUAAUAUUCCCAUGAGACUCAUAGGUUAUGUCCAAUCAACUGCCAUCAAGAUUUUGGUAGAUCUUAGCAGCACCCAUAAUUUCUUGAAUCUCAAGGAAUUUCUGAGGAAGAGGAAUGGUCGGUCCAUUAUUACCUUGUGUAACUUGGGAAAUAAUGAUGUGGAAGUGGCUGGUGGAACAAAUUACAAGGGGAAGACCAGAAUUUGCAAAGGCUUUAAAUGGACAAUAAUGAACAUUGAGUUUGAAUCUGAUAUGCUAAUGCUACCCAUUGAAAACGGAUGUGAUGUGGUUUUGGGAAAUCAAUGGCUUGCAACUUUAGGCCCUAUUUUAUGGGAUUUCAAACAGUGCAGAAUGCAAUUUGCUUACCAAGGGGAGAGGGUUAUUUUUGAGUCCUGUGCUGAACCUGAAUGGCAAUUGUUUGGUGAAAAUGAAGUGGAUCAGUUGAUGCAGUGAUUCUUACAGUCUAAGGAGAUCAAUAGUUGAAGAAGAUUGGUAAUUCCUUCACAUUUUUCCUUACGGUCUAGAUUAGCUGUUAAUGCCUUGGUAUUGAAGAGGCAAUGGUGGUCUGAGGUUUUUGUGGUUUAGUUUUUGCUUUAGUCAAACAAAUGUUAUAUUUCAGUUUUAUUUUAGUCAAAUAUAGUGAUUUUUCAUGA
This is a messenger RNA of Rubroshorea leprosula, 1490 nucleotides long. Lineage: Eukaryota; Viridiplantae; Streptophyta; Magnoliopsida; Malvales; Dipterocarpaceae. The record is from the annotation of a GenBank genome assembly.